UAAAAUCUGUGCAUGGGACAGUUGGCUCCCUCCACCCCACCAUCAGAUUAUUUGAUAGGGUUUAAACCUGAGGCAAAAAAUAUUAGAUGAUUAUCUUUAAAGAAACUGAAUAAGCUGUUUCAGCUAACUUGAGCUAGUGUGGGCACUGGUACCCCCAGACAAGGAAUCCUUCUAGACCUGGUCAUUUUCUGGACAAGGAACAUGCCCAGUGUGCUUUCAGCUGCCAGCUCUGACAGGUGACUUGAAGUAGUUCCUCUGAUUUAGGGCUUCUCCAGGGUAAACCCUGGCUCCCCAAUCUGGCCUCCAAGUAAAGGGCUUAGUUCAAAUCGCAAUUAUGUGGCUUUAAUUAGAUUUUAACCGUAAUUCUGACCAAUCAGCUUUUCAAUGGCCUACUUCUUAAACAUAAAUUGCAAACCGAGAAUCAGUGUACAUUUGAGGAUGUCUGGAAAUGUGAAAAAUAAACAAAUGUACAUGGUAAUAGCCUUGGAGAAAAUAUAAUUUAGGAGACUGAUGAACUAAACCUUAGUAUUGAUAAAGUUAAUUUAUGAGGACCCACAAAAUGGAGGCCACCCCUGUGGCCUAGCCCAAGUCAUAAAUCUGAACCUCAGUCAGCCUGCACUUAUGGGACACACCUGUCAGGGAAACUUAACAUCCACCAAUCACAAUCCUCCAAGUCGGCUUUAGCUAGUUUACCUUCCCCUAGGAAAACAUACUGGUAAGCAAACCCCCACCGUCUUAGCCAACCCUGCCCUGUUUCCUGUUGCCUCUUCUCUAUAAAACUCACUCUUGCCCCAAAUCCCUGGAGAACAGUGUCCACUGCUUGUGAGGCACCCCUCCCCAAUUCCGGGCUGUUUUCCCUUGAACCAGGACAGCAAACUCCUUAUUAACCUUAGUUUUAUCAUCUGACAAUAUUGUAGGAGAGAGCCAGAAAGGUUGUGUUGGCUAAAAAUAAUAAGAUGUCAUGAAAAUAAAGAACAAGAAAGAGCUGUGGGACAUUAAAACUAUAAUUGCUGAAAUUAAGAAUUACUAUUGGAGAGUUGGAAGAUACUGGAGAGGAAAUUUCCCAGGAAAUAGAGCAAAAGCACUAAGAAUAUAGGGGGGAGGGGGAGGUUUAGAUGAUCAAUUAAAUCCCCACCUAAAUCAUGGGGAUACCAGAAAGAGUGAAAAGAGAAUAGCAGACAGUUGGAAAUCAUCAAAGAAAAUUAUAGAAAACAAUGCCUUAGGGCUGAUGGGCCACCCCCGUGUUCAGUGUGAAAGGGCCCAUUGGGUGCCCAGAACAAUGAAUGUAGAAACACCCAAACCUAUACACAACAUUUUAGAAUUUUAUAACCCCAAGGAUAAAGAGAAAAUCCUAAAAUAAACCAGAGAGAUAGAAACUGUCACCAGCAAAGAAAUAAGACUUAUACUAGCACUGCGAGCACUAACCAACCUUAACUGUUUAGAAUAAAACACUUCCUGUUGUGGGACUUGGUAAGUGUUGUCAUUCCUGCUGGGUCCUGACUGGCCCUUGUGACUUCAUACUUAGAGCAUUUACGGGUAAUUUCUCAGUGAACUGCAAUUUGUUUUGAGUUUUAGUUCCUCAAAUAUUUUCUCAUUGCUUUCCAUUAAAGGACCAACACAGCAUUUGUACUCAGGCCGCCCAUUCUCCUUCCACUGGACAGAGACUCUGGCUAAACCUCUCGGUGUUCCAUGGAAUACUCCUGAGGCUCCUGAAGUGUUGGGGAUGCAAGCAAGCAUCUUUGGAUUGAUGUGACCACACCAAGGAGUCCCCUAUUUUAUGCCUUUGGUAAAAUGGCCUCACAGGAGGAGGCCGCUGACCAGAGGAUUUCCCAGUAUGAUGAAACUACUAUCCCUCAGCUGUCUGCUCUUCUGGGCAUCGACAUGGUUCAGUUUGUAAAGGAAAUAGAAAAAAAGGAGCAAGAAGAUCGAGAAAAAAUGCAGAAGGGCUUUAACUCAGAAAUGCGCAGUGAAGCAAAAAGGUUAAAGACUUUUGUGACCUAUGACUCCUACAGCUCGUGGACACCACAGGAGAUGGCAGCGGCUGGGUUCUAUUUCACCGGCAUAAAAUCGGGGGUGCAGUGCUUCUGCUGUAGCUUAAUCCUGUUUUGUACCACCCUCAAGCGUCUCCCCAUAGAACACCAUAAGAAGUUCAGCCCGCACUGCGAGUUCCUUUUGGGCAAAGAUGUUGGCAACAUUGCUAAGUAUGACAUAAGAGUUAAGAAUCCAGAGAGCAAGAUGAGAGGAGACAAAACAAAGUACCAAGAAGAGAAGGCCAGACUUGAAUCCUUCCAUGAUUGGCCAUUUUAUGCCCAUGGGACAUCCCCACGGGAGCUCUCAGCAGCUGGCUUUGUCUUUACAGGAAAACGCGAUACUGUGCAGUGCUUUUCCUGUGGUGGAUGUUUAGGAAAUUGGGAGGAAGGAGAUGAUCCUUGGAAGGAGCAUGCUAAGUGGUUCCCCAAAUGUGAAUUUCUUCAACGUAAGAAGUCCUCAGAGGAAAUUGCCCAGUAUAUUCAAAGCUACAAGGGAUUUGUUGAUGUCACGGGAGAACAUUUUGUGAAUUCCUGGGUCAAGAGAGAUUUACCUAUGGCAUCAGCUUUUUGCAAUGACAGCAUCUUUGCUAAUGAAGAACUACGACUGGAGUCUUUUAAGAAAUGGCCCCAUGCAUCUCCUGGGGGCGCAGCUCUGGCCAAAGCAGGUCUUUUCUACAUAGGUAUAGAGGACACCGUCCAGUGUUUUUCCUGUGGAGGAUGUAUGAACAACUGGGUGGAAAGUGAUGACCCAUUAGGAGAUCAUUCGAAAUAUUUUCCUAAUUGUCUGUUUCUCCAAAAUCUGAAGGCCUCUGCAGAAGUGAUUCCAGACCUGCAGAGCCACGAUGAGCUUUCUGAAUUGACGAGGAUUUUAUUUUCAAAGGAAACCAUAAGUGAAACCAGUCUUGAAGAUUCAGCAGCAGUUAGUUCUCUAGUGCCAGAGACAGCCCAGAGUGAAGCCCAGUGGUUUGGGGAGGCAAAAAGCCUGAACCAGCGACUGAAAGAAGCCUACACCGAUGCCAGUUUCCGCCGCAUGUAUAUGCUUGAGGUCUCUUCCAGUCUGGCCACAGACCACUUGCUGAGUUGUGAUCUGUCCCUUGCUUCAAAAAACAUCAGCACUCCUGUGCAAAAGCCUGUACUGUUGUCUGAUGUCUUUGCCAACUUGAACUCUGUCAUGUGUGUGGAGGGUGAAGCUGGUAGUGGAAAGACAGUCCUCCUGAAGAAAAUAGCUCUUCUAUGGGCAUCAGGAUGCUGUCCCUUGUUAAACAGGUUCCAGCUGGUCUUCUAUCUCUCCCUUAGCUCUACCAGACUGGACCAAGGGCUGGCCAACAUCAUUUGUGACCAACUCCUAGAGACAGAAGGAUCUGUUACUGAAAUGUCCCUAAGGAACAUUGUGCAGCAGUUAAAGAAUCAGGUGCUAUUCCUUUUGGAUGACUACAAAGAAAUGUGCUCAGUCCCUCAAGUCAUACAAAAACUGAUUCAUAAGAACCACUCAUCAAGGACCUGUUUAUUGAUUGCCGUCCGCACAAACAGGACCAGGGACAUCCGACAAUACCUACAUACGAUUCUAGAGAUCAAAGCGUUUCCCUUCUAUAAUACUGUCUACAUAUUACGGAAGUUUUUUUCUCAUGAUUUGACCCGUCUGCAAAAGUUUAUGAUUCACUUUAAAAUGAAUGCAAAUUUGGAGGGAAUUCAGAAAACUCCUCUUUUUGUAACAGCAGUUUGUGCUAAUUGGUUUCAAAACCCUUUUGACCGGUCCUAUGAUCAUGUGACUGUUUUCAAAUCCUAUAUAGCAUGCCUUUCCUUAAAGCACAAACUUUCAGCUGAACGUUUCAAAGCAAACGUGUCCUCCUGUGGUAAGCUGGCCUUGAAAGGGUUUUUCUCUUCUUGCUUUGAGUUUAGUGAUGAUGACCUUGUAGAAGCAGGAGUUGACGAAGAUGAAGAUCUAACCAUGUGCCUGAUGAGUAAAUUCACAGCCCAGAGACUGAAACCAGUCUAUCAGUUUUUAGAUCCUGCAUUCCAAGACUUUCUUGCUGGGAUGGGGCUGAUAGUACUCCUGGAUUCCGAUAGGCAAGAAGAUCAAGACUUGGGACUUUAUUAUUUGAAACAAAUCCACUCUUCCAUGAUGACUUUAAGUUCCUGUAACAAUUUUUUGAAAUAUGUCUCCUGCUACCCUUCAACAAAGGCAGGGCCAAAAAUUGUAUCUCAUUUGCUUCAUUUGUUGGACAACAAAAAGUCAUUGGAGAAUCUAUCUGAAAAAGACGAUCUGAAGCACCAUCUGGAAGUUUCAGAGAGAGUGCGCCUAUGUAGGUCAUUGUGGCAGUUAGCUCCAGAAGAUUGCUUUUCACUCAUUUCAAAACAUUUACUGACUUUUGCUAUAAAAAUUGCUUAUCAAAGCAACACUGUUGAAGCAUGUUCUCCAUUUAUUUUGCAAUUCCUUCAAGGGAGAACCCUGACUUUGGAUAUGCUUAAUUUACCGUAUUUUUUUGACCAUCCAGAAAGCCUGCUAUUGUUGAGGAGCAUCCAAGUCUCCAUAACUGGAAACAUGAAAAUCAUGUCACCUGUACCAGAUAGUUCAUGUCUGGAGAGAUGUUGGGACAAAUCACAGGCACCAACUAUACAACAGGACUGUGCUGCUGCCUUUGAAGAUAUGAUGGAAUGGGAGCGGAAUGUAGUUGAAAAACAGAAAGACAUAUUGAGGUUUAUGAGUAUGAUUGUCAAAGCACCACCAGACAUCAGCACUGGCUAUUGGAAACUUUCUCCAAAGCAGCACAAGAUUCCCCUUCUGGAAGUCCAUGUGACUAAUAUGGAUGGUUUGGACCAAGAGAUGCUCAGGGUUCUAAUGGCAGUUUUUUCAGCUUCACAGCACAUUGAACUUCACUUAAGGGGAAGCAGGGGCUUUAUUGAAAGCCUUUGCCCAGCUAUUGAGCAGUAUAAGGCUUCUUUCACCAAGUGCUCCAUAAAUGAAUCUGAGCUGAAUGCAGUAGAACAGGAAUUGCUUCUCAACCUGCCUUCCCUGGAAUCCCUCGAAGUCUCAGGAACAACCCAGAUACCAGAUCAACUCUUUCCUAAUUUGGACAAGUUCCCAUGCCUGAAAGAAUUGUCUGUGAAUAUGGACAAAAAAAAUGUUUUUUCAGUUAUUCCUGAAGAAUUCCUAAAACUCCACAAUAUGGAGAAAUUAUUGAUUGAAAUUUCCGCUGAGAAUGGUCCUUCUAAAAUAGUUAAAUUAAUUGAGAAUUCGCCAAACCUUAAUGUUUUCCAUCUGCAAUGUAAUUUUUUUUUGGAUUUUGAGUCUCUCUUGACUGUACUCGCUUCCUGCAAGAAACUCAAAGAAAUUAAGUUUUCUGGAGCAUUUUUUAAACCCAUCCCAUUUGUCACCAUUCUGACAAAUUUUAUUUCUCUGAAGAUAUUAAAUCUUAAAUUCCAAGAAUUUCCCGAUAAGGAAACAUCUGAAAAAUUUGCCCACACUUUAGGUUCUCUUAGCAGUCUGGAAGAAUUGAUCCUUCCUAAUGGGGAUGGGAUUCAUCAGGUGGCCAAACUGAUCAUCCAGCAGUGUCAGCAUCUUCGAUGUCUCCGAGUUCUCUCAUUUUUCAAGACUUUAAAUGAUGACAGUAUAAUGGAAAUUGCCAAAGUAGCAAUCAGUGGAGGUUUCCAGAAACUUGAGAACUUAGACCUUUCACUGAAUCACAAGAUUACAGAAGAAGGAUAUAGAAAUUUCUUUCAAGUAUUGGACAACUUGCCAAACUUGCAAGAGUUGACAAUUUCCAGGCAUUACACUGAAUGUAUCAGAGCUCAGGCCACCACAGUGAAGUCUUUGAGUCAAUGUAUGUUACGGCUGCCAAGUCUCACCACAAUCAACAUGUUAAGCUGGCUCCUGGAUGCAGAAGACAUCACACUGCUUACUUCGACAAAAGAAAAACACCCUCAAUCUAAACUCUUCAAUAUUCAUUGGAAAUGGAGAUUGCCAUUCUCUCCAAUCAUCCAGGAAUAGAAGAUUUAGCUAAAAACUACUGAAUCAAGAAAAAUUUUGUCAACAAUUCUAAAAACCUAAUUAUCCAAAAACAUUUUACUAAAUAUUGCAGGCAAAAUAAUAGUUAUAAAACAUGUAAGGCAUGUAAAAACAAUAACACCCUGCAUGCCCACCACUGAGCUUAAGAAACAGUAUUACCAGUAUCUUUGAAGUCUCUCAAUGACCUUCCCAACUAAAGUUUAUACAUCUAACCCUCCAUAGUCCAGCAUUAGCAUCAGGUUUUCAGGCUAACUGUGGUAAAGAGAAACAAAGCCAGAAGGAGAGGGUGGAGGGAGGUGCACUGAUCUAGCUAAAAGUCACAGUGUGGAAGAAUUCAGGUUUUAUAUGAAAUGACUAACUUAAGGACUAAAUCAGUUUCACACAUAGGUGAACCAAGAGUUCACUUUAACAGUCUUUAAGAGUCUUUUGUGGGCCAAGAGAUAUUCCCUAAUCCUUGUAGGAUCUGUUCUGUAUAUUUAAUUUUGGUGUAGUCAAGUUUACUUAUACCUUCCCUUUAUCCACUGCCAAUGUGAAGAAGAAAUAGGAUUUAGGGGAAAAUGCUCUAAUUCAGAGGCUUUUGAUUCAAAUGCCCUGACACGCACUUGUAUGUUUCUAAACUUCUUCCUUUCUCACAUAUCCCAACCUCUCCAACUUCCUAAAAUCCUUCCACUGUGCCCACAUGAGUAACCUGCCUAAUAUCCUCAGCGUCUUUUCUAAACGUUCCCUGCACCUUCUUAUUUUAACUCCGUAUUUUUUCAAACUUUUUUAAAAACCAGGACCCAUAGUAAGGAAUAAAUUCUAUAUUGAAAAAUUUGCACAUUUAUAUACAUAUUCACAACUGAAACAAGAUUAGAAAAAUAACUUUCUAAAACAAAGCUAUAUUAUAUUUUACUAAUAUGCAAAUUAACAAAUUAUAAAAAAACACAAAAUUCUUUUAAAGAGUUGUUUAUAUACACCACUUUCAGUUGUUUAUGUAUACUGUUUUCUUUCUUACAUUUCCUCCCACCAGGAUUUUACCUCCUCUUGGCCACCAAAACAGCUCUUAUGAGGGUCACUGAUGACCUCCACAUUGCUAAAUUCAAUGAAUACUUCAGUCUCAUCCUACUUUUGUUAUGAGCAUUUGACCCAUCAGUAGCUUUGAUGUGGUCCAUCACUCCCUCCUCAAAACCUUUUCUUCAUUUGAUUUCCAAGACUUCCCUUCUAAUUCACUGAGAGUUCUGUUUCCUUUACUGCUUCUCCUCAUAUCUGAUCUCUAAACACUGGGAGUACCCAAGUUUUCCUCUGACAUUUCUAUUAAAUGCACUUCCUUGGCUAUCUCAUGCUGUUGAAUGGCUUUAAAUUCAAUAUCUAGGCUAACUUCUAAAUUUUCAUCUCUAGUCCAGAUCUCUCCUCUGAACUCUACUUAUAUCCAACUCCCAUUAAGAGCAUCUCAAACUUCAUAUGCCCAAACCCAACUUCUACCCUUCCUUUCCACCAAAGUACUCUUUAUUCAGACUUCUCCAUCUCAUUAAAUUCCACUUGCCUCGAUCAAAACCUUUCAUACUCCACCUGUAUAUCUAUUGGCAAAUCCUGAGCUCCAUUUGCAAAAUACACUGAGCUCCAACCACUACUACCCAUUGGUCCUAACGGGUUGGCCUGCUUCUUCCCUUGAAACUUAUGAUCUAUUUUCAACAUAGCAGUCAGAAGGCUCUUCAUAGAAAUGCAAUCAUGCAACACCUUUUAUUCAAAAUCCUCCAAUGGAUUCCCAGCUCAAAGUAAAUGCUGAAGAUCUUACAAUGGCCUACAAAUGACCUGACCCCUCACUACCCGUCUUACCUCUGUCUCUUUAAUCUCUCCUCCUUGCUCAAUUCCACUCAGCUGCACUGGUUUCUUUGCUGCUUCCUAAACAUGCAAAACAUGCCGGUCUUAGGGCCUUUGCACUUGUCAUUUCCUUUGCUGGGGAGGUUCUCCCUCAUUUAUGUGAGUGGCUCUCAUUACCUUCAGAACUCUACUCAAAUGUUACCUCAAUAAAGUUUCCUGACCUUUCUUUUUAGAAAGGCAUCCCACUUCCAAUCUCACUCUGCCUAACCCAUUUCCCUACUUCACUUUUCUCUACAGCAUGUAUCACUAUCUGCCACCUUAUAAAGUUCCCACCACUAUAAGCAGUAAUUGUUAUGUCUUGUUCACUGCUGUCUCCUAAGAAACUCGAAUAGUGCCUAGCACACAAAGUUAAACGAGAUUUAGCCAAUCAAUGAUUCUCUCAUCAGUGAUGUUUCUUUCUCUCCCUUCUUCUCUGA
This is a messenger RNA of Myotis myotis, 8312 nucleotides long. RefSeq names its product NLR family apoptosis inhibitory protein (gene NAIP). Gene Ontology annotation, molecular function: cysteine-type endopeptidase inhibitor activity involved in apoptotic process; ATP binding. The transcript has 16 exons. Gene Ontology annotation, cellular component: IPAF inflammasome complex. NCBI's taxonomy places the organism in Eukaryota, Metazoa, Chordata, Mammalia, Chiroptera, Vespertilionidae. The coding region runs from base 1792 to 6018 and encodes 1408 amino acids. Gene Ontology annotation, biological process: inflammatory response; pyroptotic inflammatory response; detection of bacterium. The record is from RefSeq and is a predicted model, not a curated record.